This is a messenger RNA of Opisthorchis viverrini, 493 nucleotides long. RefSeq lists its product as hypothetical. Gene Ontology annotation, cellular component: dynein complex. Gene Ontology annotation, molecular function: dynein intermediate chain binding; dynein light intermediate chain binding. Gene Ontology annotation, biological process: microtubule-based process. Lineage: Eukaryota; Metazoa; Platyhelminthes; Trematoda; Opisthorchiida; Opisthorchiidae. The record is from RefSeq and is a predicted model, not a curated record. The transcript is spliced from 2 exons. Bases 65 to 334 code for a protein of 89 amino acids.
CAAUGCACACGAUACCAAUGUAACCCGGUUUCUGAAAACGGAUCGGUUCAUUCGAUUUUAAAAAAUGUCCGAGUUGAAUGUUAUGGUCAAAUCUGCGGAUAUGUCUGAAGAAAUGCAACAAGACGCAAUUUAUCAAGCCCAACAGGCUAUCGAAUCGUAUCAUGUGGAAAAGGAAAUUGCAGCGUUCAUCAAAAAGGUGUUUGAUAAAAAAUACACAACACACUGGCACUGCAUAGUGGGCCGAAAUUUUGGAAGCUACGUGACGCACGAAAAUAAUUACUUCAUAUACUUUUACGUCGGAAAUUUGGCCAUUUUGCUGUUCAAAACGGCAUGAUUUCAAUGCAACUUCUCAGGACAACUCUCUACGGCAGAUCAAUUAUAUAAAAUUCUAACCUACUGUGGUACUCCAUUGUGGAAUCAAGUUUGUACCAUAUUGACCACCUCCCUCUUAUUUCAAUUAUGCUUCAAAUAUAAGGCGAUUAAUUGAUUUACU